AUGUGCAAUGGGGACCUGUGCCCAUCAGGUAACAACUUGAUUGCCACCUUCUCAUAUAAAAAGAGCUCAAGAUUGGCUAGAAGAUACGAUGGAAGAAGGACUAUGUUCAGCAGUGGGCUGAGACGGUCUGAAGAUGUUGAUGACAGAAGUAGGCCUGCAAGCAAGUUCCGAGUGGAGUCCGCGCAAGUCAGCUUAAACGCUCCGAAAUCCUUCAACCCACCCGGCGAACGUCUGGGAACGAACCCGCGACCUCUGACGUCAAUCAGCCGAACCCAAUGCCGCGUGGUGAGCGAUCUUGGCUGUCAAUGCCUGCUAUUUGUCGGAAUAGAUGGCGGCCGACGCUGGCGUCUG
Messenger RNA from Iphiclides podalirius (scarce swallowtail), 351 nucleotides. The record is from the annotation of a GenBank genome assembly. NCBI's taxonomy places the organism in Eukaryota, Metazoa, Arthropoda, Insecta, Lepidoptera, Papilionidae.